Molecule: messenger RNA, 446 nt
Organism: Penicillium arizonense
Lineage: Eukaryota; Fungi; Ascomycota; Eurotiomycetes; Eurotiales; Aspergillaceae
Exons: 3
Source: RefSeq, a predicted model, not a curated record
AACUGAUGGGACAUAUUUGCCAUCCCAGCUUUCCAAAACUGCUUCAAUAUUACCACCAUGACACAUCAUCUAUGUUGGUGUGGGAGCCAACUGAAGUGUCAGUCGAUCACAUUCUAGCCUCCAGCUGCUCGAUCACCGCUGAUGAGAUUGUUAGCAUUGUCAGACCGGUACUAGAAGGCAUUCAAUAUCUACGCGAGCUCGGAAGAGCACUCGCUACCCUGGGCCCGGAUACGAUCCUGCUUACACAGUCUGGUGAUGUUAAGAUUAGGGGCGCUGAGAGUAGCUGUCAAAUCAGUCAGUCGGAAAUGAAUUCCGCCACGAUGAAGUUAUGCGCUCUGGCCGAUAUCGUCACCAAGUUGAUGUUAAAGAAUCGUACCUACGUGUGGGAACAGGAGAUCCAAAAUUUACCUCGGCAGCUGGAAAGUGUCUCCAUUGAGGAACUAUUG